Molecule: messenger RNA, 747 nt
Organism: Ilyonectria robusta
Lineage: Eukaryota; Fungi; Ascomycota; Sordariomycetes; Hypocreales; Nectriaceae
Exons: 1
Coding region: 89-547 (152 amino acids)
Source: RefSeq, a predicted model, not a curated record
CGUCUCGCCUGCUGGUUGGGUUUGAGUUGGGUUGCGCCCAGGGUUGACCAGGGCUCUGGCGUCCAGCUUGUUUGAUUUCUAAGACCAGAUGAGAAGGACAAAGCCACAGGGCUUCCCGUCUCUUCUGCUACACUCCCUGCACACCCUCCCAUACUAUCCGUGCUAUGCAGAGAGGACCCGGCCGAUUGUCUCCGGCCGGGGCCCUGUUAGUUGGCUUGUUAUGGCUCAUUCCAUCACAGUUCCCGUCCCAGCAAUCAAUCAAUCCCAUGGACAGCCCUGGACAGACACCCCGGCCGGCGCACCUGGUCGAACGGCGUUUGGAACACAAAAAUUUUUCAUUGUUUUUCUUUUGAAGACGAACAAUCUACGUUGCGGGAUCCCAUUAGCCCGAGGCUCAUCAAACAGGCCCUGCCUCGCCGCUCGCGUUGGAUUGCCUCGACGCCUCCCAUUGUCCGAGAACAUGGGUAUAUGGCAUCACCGCGCGACCGAGGGAACGGGAACCGAAAAAAAAAGACCCUCCGGCAUCGACGGGAGAUGUGACUCAUAAUAAGCACCAAGCUCCUCUCUCCGAGCCCUGCUGUCAGUGAAUAGCUGCACCCAUAUGUAUGAUCUCCCAACGAACGGUCGCGUUUGCUGUAUUGAUGCCAAACAAUCCGCCGCCCCGUCGAAUCGGGCCCGCCCUGCACCCCAUCCUAGCUGCCGAUUGGCACCCACUCACACACACAGCCCAGUAGUCUGUAUGUACAC